GAGAAAUUCAAAAAAUUCUGACACAAAACACACAGUCACACACCUUCCCAUCAUCCUUUAAUACCCCCGUACGAAGCACACACAAUCACCAAUUGGGUUUUUUUGUCUAAUUUCUCUCUCCCUCUCUCUCUUAAAUCUUCCCGGCCAAGCUCAGACCAAAACCAAAUCCGGGGAAAAAAGAAAAAGAAAAAAGCUCAGAGCAAAACUUGAUAGUUGAUAUACCAAGCCUGCAACACUAUCAUCUCUGCCAUUUAUUUACUCUGUGUUUGAAUCUUUGAAAAAUGGCCGUCUCCAAAACAAACAAGAAGAAGCACAAGCAGAGUUACAUUGCCGUCCCAUCUCAGAUUAUAAGCUCAAUCUCACAAUCUUCUCUCGAGUCUUUGUUGCUUUCGCCAAAGAAAAAACAGAGCCCCGGCUUAUUAAGAUUUAGGCUCUUGCUCAAGAACCCAAUAUUUUUCAUUUUCUUGAUAUUUUUAUUUAGUUUUCUUUGGAUGUCCAGAGUUUGGCUGGAUUUUGAUCCCAUUAUGCCUUUCUCGCGAAACCCGUGUUGGGUUUUUCAAGAAAAACUUCAGUUUUCGACUAGGCCACAGGAGAUUACGAAUGGUGGAAAAAUGGGUGAAGUUGAUUACAAGUCUGGGUUUUGGGAGCAGCCUGAUGGAAUGGGGUAUAGGCCGUGUUUGGAUUUUACUGAGAGAUAUAAAAGAGAGAGUGAUGGGAUUGUGAAGGAUAGGAGUAAGUACUUGUUGGUGGUUGUUUCUGGUGGGAUUAAUCAGCAGAGGAAUCAGAUUGUUGAUGCUGUUGUUAUUGCAAGGAUUCUUGGUGCUGCUUUGGUUGUGCCCAUUUUGCAAGUCAAUGUUAUCUGGGGUGAUGAAAGUGAAUUCUCUGAUAUAUUCGAUUUAGAUCAUUUCAAGAGUGUUUUGGCAAAUGAUGUAAGAAUAGUUUCUUCACUACCUUCGACUCAUUUGAUGACUCGGCCGGUGGAGGAAAAAAGGACUCCUCUUCAUGUCUCUGCCGAGUGGAUUCGUUCGCGUUAUCUUAAAAAGAUCAAGAGAGAUGGCGUACUUUUGUUACGUGGUUUAGACUCGAGACUUUCUAAGGAUCUUCCUUCCGACCUUCAAAAGCUCCGAUGCAAGGUAGCCUUCCUUGCUUUGAGAUUCGCUCCGCACAUCUCAGAACUUGGAAAGAAGAUUACACAACGAAUGAGAAGCAAAGGACCUUAUAUGGCUCUUCAUCUACGAAUGGAAAAAGAUGUGUGGGUAAGAACAGGAUGCCUUCCUGGUCUUACUCCGCAUUAUGAUCAAAUCAUUAACAACGAGCGAAAAACACAUCCCAAGCUCUUGACUUCAAGAUCCAACAUGACAUAUCACGAAAGAAAACUCGCUGGCUUAUGUCCCUUGAACGCUUUAGAAGUUGCAAGGUUGCUCAAAGCUUUGGGAGCUCCUAAAAGUGCAAGGAUAUAUUGGGCUGGCGGGAUUCCGUUAGGAGGGAAAGAAAGUUUGUUGCCAUUGACGAGCGAGUUUCCUUAUUUCUACAAUAAGAAGGAUCUUUCAUUGGCAGAAGAGCUGGAGCCUUUUGCGAACAAAGCUUCUGUUAUGGCUGCCAUUGAUUACAUAGUCUGUGAGGAAAGUGAUGUUUUCAUGGCUUCUCAUGGUGGGAAUAUGGGCCAUGCCAUCCAGGGUGACAGGGCAUUUGCAGGGCACAAGAAGACGAUUAUACCGAACAAAAGACAAAUGCUAUGGCAUUUCAUGGACUCGAAUUUAGCUGAAUCAAGGUUCAACAAGAUAAUAAUGGGUUUGCACCGUGACUCGUUUGGGCAGCCUGAGCUCAGGACAAGCAAAGCUGGGAGGGAUGUAACAAAGUAUCCUGUACCAGAAUGCAUGUGCUGUAAUUUCUCUUUAUUCUUGCUUGGAAAUUUCUUCGAGGAUGAAGCUUUGGAGUUAUCUGCUUUCAAAUCAGAUACGCGGGAAGACGAUGAAGGAACUUUAAAACAACUAAAGAAACCCAUUAUCGGGUGA
Striga asiatica is the source of this 2015-nucleotide messenger RNA. NCBI's taxonomy places the organism in Eukaryota, Viridiplantae, Streptophyta, Magnoliopsida, Lamiales, Orobanchaceae. The record is from the annotation of a GenBank genome assembly.